Messenger RNA from Phytophthora sojae, 1578 nucleotides. RefSeq lists its product as hypothetical. Bases 1 to 1578 code for a protein of 525 amino acids. The transcript has a single exon. NCBI's taxonomy places the organism in Eukaryota, Oomycota, Peronosporomycetes, Peronosporales, Peronosporaceae. Gene Ontology annotation, molecular function: acyltransferase activity, transferring groups other than amino-acyl groups. The record is from RefSeq and is a predicted model, not a curated record.
AUGACGGGUUUGUCUUCUGAUGUGACGGUGGUGGAGAAAUUGACGGUGUAUUGCUCGGAUGAGACAUCGCUGCAAGAGCUCGAGUCGCCAGUGGUGCUCGGGCCGCUGGACCACAUCACGCAGAGCUUCACGCCUAUCACGGUCGUGUUCGUGUACCGUCGGGGGGGAGAUGCAAGUGCGGAAUUGGUUCCUUUCGACCGCUUUCGGAGCGCGCUGAGUCGCCUGCUCGACUACUAUCCCCAUCUCACUGGACGCCUUGCCAUGGACCCGAAGGACCGCACACCGCGCGUUGAGCAGCUUGGAAAGGGGGUCACGUUGCUGGCGGCGGAGUGCAGUGAACCCCUCGCAGCGUUUGAGAAGAUGGUGGAGGACGACCAGCCGCCGCGAUUGGUAGUUACCAAUCUUCCGGAUGGAGGCAACGCGUUGCUGCCGCCGUUUGAUGCGACUGCGGCAGGACUGACUCACGAGUCGAUACUGGCAGUACAGCACACGCGGUUCAAGUGUGGAAGUGUGUCGAUCGGCUUUUGUCUUCGACACGUCAUUUGUGACGCCUGUGGGUUUUUCCAACUCGCGCGUGACCUGGCUGAACUGUAUCGAGGCUAUGGAGACGUCGACUAUCAGCAUUUGGAACGUGCGCAUGCUGUAAAGCUGUCCACGCCGCCCCAUACCCGCUCCUACAUGGCGGGACUGCACGAUGUUACAGCCGAGGAGAGAGAAGAAGCGCUCAAGUUUAAGCCGAUUGUUUUCAAGGAGCUACCAACGCUGGAAGAUGUGGCGGCCGACACUGAUGCCUCCAAGCGACCAACUCCUCCUCCUCCACCUCCGCCCAUCAUCGGUCGCGUGCUCCCCUUCUCUUCGAGCGAGCUAGCUGCCCUCAAGGCUGAAGCCAAUCAAACCAAUCCAGGCAAACCGCUGUCGACUUUCUGCGUUUUGGCGGCUCAUGUCUGGCAGACUGUCUACCGCGCCAGGACGAGUGUGUACGAAGCCCAAGGCUUGACGUCAGGUGAGGCUGCAGGUCGCUUAUCGCGCCAGCUUUUGGUACCGAUAGACCUGCGAAGUCGCGACCAACUAGCAGAGCUUCCACCCCGAUACUUCCCUAACGCCGUUUUGUCGCUGGUACUGUCGCUGCCUGCGGCUGAGCUACUCAACGCGCAUCUAUCGAAGAUUGCUGAAGCAGUUCGUGACGGAAUUCAACCACAAAACCCCAUGGACGUGAAGAAAACGUUGCGAUGGAUUGUAGCGCAGCCCGACAAGAGCCGCGUACUGCCUUGCUUCGACUACGAGCAGGAAGGCGUGCUUGUCACGCAGUGGAACAAGUUUGACAUGUAUCUGGGGGCGGCAUUGGAUGUCGCACCCGCACUUGUGGCUCAACCGUUCACGCCGCUAUCACUUUACAGUGGCCUGGCUUAUUUUAUGGCCACAGAGGGUCAGCUCACUCACUCAGGCCAUGCCACUGGGGUUCCCUCAGCCAGCGUAGAUGUUAGUCUCGCGUUGAGUAACCGGCCUGGGAUAUUAUCGAUCAAGACGCCCUUUUUCGACGUCACCGCGCGUGAAAAAAGUAGUUACAUGGUUGAAUAG